UUAAAACUUUAAUUAAUUAAAAUUUUCAUCCAUUAUUCAUCUUUAUGCUUUCCUCUCAGAACUUCAACUUUUUCCGGCACCAACUUCAGUUUCUUCCCAGCUAUUGAAAUACUCUGCAGGAAGUAGAAGAUCAAAACUAUUGGCAGACGUGAGUUAGGCCAGUUGACGCCCUCCACCCGCACCCAAAUUAGAAUUCACCUCUUCUAGUAAAUUAGAGUAGUUUGGAAUACAAUAUCGUAUUAUUGUCGAAAAGAAAAAAGAUGAUCAAACCUCUGAAGCUAACAAUAUUGAACUGAUAUGGUAAUUGUAUUCGGAGACGCAAUCAGUAUUCUGAAGGAUUAGUUUGAACUUUGACAUUUGGGAUGCUUAGAUAAAGAUUGAACAAAGUAUAUGCCAGGACUUCAGAUUUCCUAUGAUGGAGCUAAAGGAAGCUUAUGACAUCGAGCGUAUGUCCUCUACGCAGAAUAUUCAGCAUGAGCUGUGGCCACUCGAUGAAAUUGAUCCGAAGAAGGCAAAGUUUCCUUGCUGUAUAGUUUGGACUCCGCUCCCCGUAGUCUCUUGGUUGGCACCAUUCAUCGGACAUGUUGGCAUUUGCAGGGAGGAUGGAGCUAUUUUAGAUUUUUCUGGUUCCAAUUUUGUGAAUGUUGAUGAUUUCACAUUUGGUCCCGUAGCCAGAUAUCUCCAAAUUGAUAGAAAACAGUGUUGUUUUGCCCCAAAUCUGGGUGGCCACACUUGCAAGCAUGGGUAUGAGCAUUCAGAGUUUGGGACAGCAAUAACGUGGGAUGAUGCCUUGCGGUCAAGUUCGCGGUACUUUGAACACAAAACCUACAACCUAUUCACUUGCAACUGCCAUUCAUUUGUGGCCAACUGUCUCAAUCGGCUCUGCUAUGGCGGAUCAAUUAGUUGGAACAUGAUCAAUGUGGCAGGCUUAGUACUGCUCAAGGGGCAUUGGGUUGACGCCACAUCCGUCUUGAGGUCGUUCCUCCCUUUUGUAUUGGUGCUCGCUAUUGGUGUUGCCAUGGUUGGAUGGCCAUUCGUUGUUGUGCUUUUCUCCUUCUCGCUCCUCCUUCUGGUGUGGUUUAUACUGGGCAGUUAUUGUGUCAAGACCUUGUUAGAGUGCUAGUUCCCUCACAAUGUCGAAAAAUUUGAGGUAGUAUGCAGGAUGUUAUGUGGUAAUGUUCCUCUGCAUGGCUCUAGUUCCUGAUGCAAUUUUGUUAUAUGUUUUUUGUGAAUAACGCUUCUGAUGUCAAACUGAGUCAAUUUAUUCUACUGUAGAUGAAUGAUUUAGAAAGCUUAUCGAC
Molecule: messenger RNA, 1301 nt
Organism: Malus domestica (apple)
Lineage: Eukaryota; Viridiplantae; Streptophyta; Magnoliopsida; Rosales; Rosaceae
Product: protein REVERSION-TO-ETHYLENE SENSITIVITY1
Biological process (GO): response to ethylene; regulation of ethylene-activated signaling pathway
Cellular component (GO): endoplasmic reticulum; Golgi apparatus
Source: RefSeq, a predicted model, not a curated record